ACUAGAGCGCGACUUUUAUUUUGAAAAUGGCGGACUCCUCACUGCUACGUUUGCUAGCUGUAGCUUUGUUUACAUUCGCACCAAAGACACUGAGAUGAGUGCACUUCAUUCCCACACGGAAAUAUACAUUUUAUACUAUACCAGUAAUUAAUAAAACGUUUUUCCAUUACAGCAGGUGGAUGAGGAGGGUUAUGUCAAGAUGGACCAAACAAUGCGGGAUAAGCUCUCACAACUGGUUGAGGAGUUGACAACCUCUGGAGAACCACAGUUGAAUCAAGACAAAAUGAAGGAAGUGAAGAAAAUUUGCAAAGUUUCCAAUGACUACAUCGAUCAUUUCUACCACUUGAUUAUGACCCAGCUGAACCAAGAGCACGCAGAGAUCCGUCUCUCCGCCUUCCAGAUGGUCAGCGAGAUCUUCAGCCGGUCACAUCACUUCAGAGGUCUUCUCAUCACAAACUUUCAGGAGUUCCUGGAGCUUACAGUCGAGACCGACGCCGAGCAGCCGCUGCCUCCACCCAAAGAGGUGGCGAGAAAGCUCAGGACUCUUGCCAUUCAGACAGUGCAGUCAUGGCACGCCAUGUACGGAGAGGCGUAUAAGAAACUGUCACUGGGAUAUCACUUUCUUAAGCAGAUUAAAAAGGUGGAUUUUCAGGAUGUUGAAGCAAGAACACUGGCGGAGAGAAAGAGACAAGAGGAGAAGCAGAAGAGAUUGGAACGAAUUUACAAAGAGAAGCUUGAAAAGGCCAAACAGGAGAUGGAAGAAAUGACGACUGGGAUUGAGGAAACCUUGACUGAGAUGAACAACUGCAUAAAACUGCUUGCAACCGAUGACUUAAACCUGUUUAACGAGGAAGCAGCAGUUUCUAAUACGGGAGCCGAGGACAAAUCUGACCAGCCCUGCUGCAGUAAAGACCUGAGCAAUGAGCAGAACGGAAAGAUGACAGAGAAGAAGAACGAUGGAGGGCAAACAGACGAGUCUAGUGACGAGAGUGACAUGGAGCAAGUUCCUGAAGAGGAUGCGUUUCUCCGCAGCACUGGUUUAAUGUCUUACAAAUAUCAGCUGGAGCUCGAUGUGUGCACAGAUUUAAAAGUGAGAGAGACAGAAGAGAACGAGGCGUUGGUGAACACAGUGAGGGAUCUCCAUAGACUCGUCACAACCAGACACCUGCCUGUGGUGCAGUCCUGGAUCCAGGUCUUUACAAAGGUAGGCGUUGAGGAAGAACUGAUGAGGAGAGCCACCGAGUUAAAGAAGUCACUGGAUCAUGCCUUGAGAAAACAUGAGGAUCUUCAUAUAGACUACAAGAACAGAGAGAGAAGAGUGAUGAGAGCUCCUGAGGAUGGAGAAGACGAUGACGAGGAUGAUUUUGUAGACGUGCCGGAGAAGGAGGGAUAUGAACCUCAUAUUCCUGAACAUCUGCGGGCAGAGUACGGACUUGAUGAAACUCCCUCAACAUCAACCUCUGAGGUCAAAGCAAAGCCGUCAAAACCUGUGGUCAAACGUCCGGUUCCUCUGGUGUCCUCUAGCCUCUCUCGACUCAAGAGGAAGAUGAUUGAUGAAGAGCAGGACCCCACCUGUGCUGCUGCAACGCUGCGUGUGCUCAGACAGAGGCUAGAUUCUGCCCCGUCCACCAGUGUGUCUGAGGCCGCGGUGAGCAGCAGUGGUCAGGAGAAAGCCUCUGUUAAGGCCCCUGUCGUCCCGUUUGGUGUGGAUCUUUACUACUGGGGAGAGGAGCAGCCCACCGCCGGCAAAAUCAUCAAGCACACAUCACAGCACCAGUUCUGGGUGCCUCACGAGGUGGAGGAGGAAGUUGAAAACAAGGAGCUGUCUGCAGAGAUGAAGUCGAGAUAUAUCACAUUCGCUGGGAAAUUCACACCUGUGGAGCACAAGUGCAAAGCACCAAUGCCAGAUGGAUCUUUGUGUGAACGUCAAGAUAGAGUAAAGUGCCCGUUCCAUGGACGCAUUAUCCCUCGGGAUGAGCUGGGCAGGCCUGUUAACUCAGAAGAUGCACUGCGAUUGGAGAAGGAGAAGAGGAAACGCGAGGAGGAGCAGCCAGAUUGGCGAGACCCAGAGCUCAUGAGGGAGAUCGAGGCAGCGACUGGAGAAGAUCUGGGCUCGUCGAAGACCUACGGGAAGGGAAAGAAGGGCGGCAAAGGAAAGUCAAGGAAAAAGUACCCAAACCUCACAGACUUGAAGCAAAAUGCCAACACCUCUCGUUCCAGACUAGAGAAGAAAGUCUUCAACAAGAGCUCCAUGAGACGAGUGACGGAGGUCAUGAACAAGAUGGACAAGAGGAAACAUGAGAAAUUUGCAAAUCAGUUUAACUACGCUCUGAACUGAACCUUCAGCCGAGAUUAUUCUGCAGCUUCCAACAAAACUGUGCCUCAAAUGAAAUACAAACUUUGUCGAUUGUCUUUUUUAAUUCCUGUUAUUUUAAUAAUUUAUUAUUUUUUUUGUAUCUGCAUAAUUAAUUUAAAUUUUGAAUCCAGUGUGUUUUUUUACCAACUUUUGUGAUUGUUUGCUAGUAUUUAUAUGGUUCAGAAUUUAAAAUAUUAGUGUGUUGUCAAUGUCUGUCACUGUCAUAUUUGAAUAUUAAUACAUUUCUAUGAAUAAGACAACUUAUUUUUCAUUUGAGGGUUCCUUUGUUGUAAAUAAAUGCCCCACAGCAAAAAAAAAAUAUA
Molecule: messenger RNA, 2679 nt
Organism: Ctenopharyngodon idella (grass carp)
Lineage: Eukaryota; Metazoa; Chordata; Actinopteri; Cypriniformes; Xenocyprididae
Gene: uvssa
Product: UV-stimulated scaffold protein A
Exons: 14
Coding region: 200-2338 (712 amino acids)
Biological process (GO): transcription-coupled nucleotide-excision repair; response to UV
Cellular component (GO): chromosome
Molecular function (GO): RNA polymerase II complex binding
Source: RefSeq, a predicted model, not a curated record